Messenger RNA from Cylicostephanus goldi, 1482 nucleotides. NCBI's taxonomy places the organism in Eukaryota, Metazoa, Nematoda, Chromadorea, Rhabditida, Strongylidae. The record is from the annotation of a GenBank genome assembly.
GUAGGAUCUUCAUUGAUCGAUGAAAAAAUCGUCGUUCUAAUUUCUAUGCAGGUACUGUGGCAUAAAAGUUGCGCUACUUGAGGGUGGCAAUAUCAAAACCUUGAGAAAGUUGAGCUACCUUGGAGGACUACCCGUGUACCCAUACUACACCUACGGCCAAAGUAGAGUCGCAGAAGUCAUGGAAGACUGGGCUUUUAAAAAGAAGGUCCAGUGCGUAAUUACUCUAGGCGACAACAUAUACUAUGUUGGCGUAAAAGACGAACAGGAUCCUCGAUUCAAAGCAAGUCUCUUCUUUCAUCAACUCGUUCGAUGGGAAAUACUUUUAAACUCUAACACUUUCGAGAACAUUUACAAUGGCAAGGGAUUGGAUGUACCUUGGUACAUGACUGCAGGAAACCACGAUUAUUUGGGCAAUAUUUCAGCCCAAAUUUCAUACAGCAACUACAGCCAUAAAUGGUCAGCUUACAUUAAGAGUAACAAUGGUUUAAGUAUUGCGCAUUUCCCUGGGCUGUACUACAAGUUGUCGUUCCCACUUACAAAGGCAUGUGUUGAAAUUCUUAUGAUUGAUACGAUAGUGCUCUGCGGAAAUGUUGCAAAAAUUCAUAAGGUGCUUCUCUUGAGAAAACACAAUAAAGAUCCCACUCGUGCUGACCAGAAUCUCAGGGAUAGAGCGGAAAGACAGUGGCGAUGGAUAGAAAAGAAUCUGAAAACAAGCAAGGCUGACUAUCUGUUUGUUGCUGGUCAUUAUCCGAUCCAUUCAAUGGCCUCGCAUGGACCGACAACCUGCCUUCGGAAAAGACUCGAUCCUCUACUCAGGCGAUAUCAUGUAUCAGCAUAUUUCUCCGGGCACGACCAUACCUUGCAGCAUAUUGUUUAUCCGAUUGGCGACGGUUAUGAAAUGCACUAUGUGGUCUCUGGUGCUGGGUCACGAUCAGACCAUUCCACUAAACAUCUUGGCACGAUUCCUGCACAGUUUUUAAUGUUUCGCUAUCCUGUUGGUUGGAAUCCAAUCUCAAAUUGGGGAUUCACUUACGGUGGCUUUCUUUACAUGGAAAUCACGAAGAAUAGUGCUUCGCUGCAAUUUAUAACGGGAAGCAACGUGACAAUGUACAGGACAAAGAUCUAUCCCAGAUCAAUGAGUGAAAGGCGGAGUAUUUUUGAACAGCAAACUCUCGUCGAAGCCGUGAACGAUAUUACUUCAAAUGAGGACACCGAUUAUUUAAGAAUAAUUGUUGUAGGAGAUAUUGGAGGACUACCUAUAUUUCCAUAUUACACUUAUGCUCAGUCCAAAGUUGGAAAGGUUAUGGAAAACUGGGCAAAAAAGAAGGAUAUUCAUUGUGUGUUGAAUGUUGGUGACAACAUUUAUUAUAAUGGUGUGAAGAAUGAGCAUGAUUCAAGGUUUCGUGUGAGUGCUUCUGCUUUGGCUCUCAUUGCGCAUGAGGACAAGUUACAACAGACUAUAGCAGCUGCUGAUAUUUGAGA